Messenger RNA from Clonostachys rhizophaga, 324 nucleotides. NCBI's taxonomy places the organism in Eukaryota, Fungi, Ascomycota, Sordariomycetes, Hypocreales, Bionectriaceae. The record is from the annotation of a GenBank genome assembly.
AUGCCUCCUGAACGACGAAGAAAGACAAAGGCAACAGAUAAUAUACCUAGGUCAGGCGACCCAGAGCGCCAAAGACAAAGAGAGAAAGUUGCAGCUCUGGAAGCCCAAGCAAAAAUUAAAGAGCUACCAGAACCACUUAGCCAAGGUCAAGAGGUGUCGCGCUUGGAGGGGCAUUCAGAGCUCGUCUCCAGAAUAUGUUCAACGUCCCCGCCAAAUGUUGCGAUUGAAGAGAUGGUGCGUAGCCCCGGUGGCUUCGACCUGCCAGAGCCAGAUUUCAGACAGGAGUCUCUAGACAUGUCCCCUCUUCAAUACUUCGGUGAGUAG